Molecule: messenger RNA, 909 nt
Organism: Ixodes scapularis (black-legged tick)
Lineage: Eukaryota; Metazoa; Arthropoda; Arachnida; Ixodida; Ixodidae
Product: band 7 protein AGAP004871
Exons: 12
Coding region: 1-909 (302 amino acids)
Cellular component (GO): plasma membrane
Source: RefSeq, a predicted model, not a curated record
AUGUUGGUGUGGCCGCAACGAAGAGAAUCCGCGGAAGCAGGACUCGGCAUCUGUGGUUGGAUCCUCACCGCUCUGUCGUUCGUCAUUGUCGUGGUCACCUUUCCGUUCUCCUUGCUUUUUUGCAUUAAGGUUGUCCAGGAGUACGAGCGGGCCGUUAUAUUUCGUUUGGGAAGACUCUUGCAAGGGGGAUCGAAAGGACCGGGUAUCUUUUUCAUUCUCCCCUGCAUUGAAAAUUACACCAAGGUUGAUCUCAGGACGCUAACCUUUGAUGUUCCACCCCAAGAGGUCAACAUCAGUGUGUACUUUCAGAAGGAGACGUAUCACAUAAAGUUCAACAAAAUCAUUCUCACAGUGCUGACCAAGGACUCUGUGACGGUGUCGGUGGAUGCGGUCGUGUACUACCGGGUGCACAAUGCGGCGGUGUCCGUGGCCAACGUGGAGAAUGCUCACCACAGCACCCGGCUGCUCGCACAGACCACGCUGCGAAACAUUCUGGGCACCCGCAACCUGCACGAGAUUCUCGCCGACAGGGAGCAGAUCUCAAGCUCCAUGCAGAGCGCCCUGGACGAAUGCACCGACGCUUGGGGCAUAAAGGUGGAGCGGGUGGAAAUCAAGGACGUGCGUUUACCGGUUCAACUACAGAGAGCCAUGGCCGCCGAAGCUGAGGCUGCCAGAGAAGCACGAGCAAAGUUGAUCGCCGCCGAAGGAGAGCAGAAGUCGUCUCGAGCACUGAAAGAAGCCGCGGACGUUCUGUCCCAGAGCCCGGCAGCCAUCCAGCUGCGCUACCUCCAGACCCUAAACACCAUCUCGGCGGAGAAGAACUCCACCAUUAUCUUCCCUCUGCCCAUCGACAUACUCUCUUGCUUCGCCCAAGACAAGAAGAAGAAGAAGAAGGAGCAAGAGGACUGA